CCAUGAGGGUCUCAGCCCAGGGGCUCUAUGGGGAGGGGAGGAUGAAAGAGCUGUUCAGCUGGAGGAGGAGGAGGAUGAGGCACAAGGACAGGGUGAGCAUGGGCUGCCACAGGAGCCUGAGCUUCAUCUGCAGGGAUCAGGAGUUGGGCACGGUGCAGGAGCUGGUGAAGACAUGCAAGAACAGGAAGAGGCUGAAAGCCUGGACACUAUUGAGCACCAGAGCAGUGGUGGCAAUGUGCAGCUGAUUGCAGAGGGGGAUGAGCUCAAAUCAGCCUCAGCACAAAGCACAGAGGCAGCUCUGCAGCCUUUAAGCCAGAGUGACGACAUGGGGACUGAGCAGGGAGGGGGUGCGGAUUCAGAUGUGCAUCCGCUGGAUCAAGGGGAUAAAGAAGAGUUAGUGGAAUUGGAGGCAGAGGACUCCUGGACAGACAGUCAGCUGUGUGUGAGUGCCAGCCCAGAAAACCCACAGGGAGGAGGGCACAGUGCAGCUCUGCAGCCCAGGGAUGGGGCUGGGGACUGGGGACAGGCACAGGGUGGGCAUGGGCUGAUGCAGGAGCUGGUGCCUCACCCGUCUGGAGUGACCACCAGACACAGAGGAGGGACAGAUGCAGGCGUGCAGCCAGUGGAGGAGGUUGUAAUCCUGCACACGGGGGAAGGGCAGAGCAGUGGUGCCAAUGUGCAGCUGAUUGCAGAGGGGGAUGAGCUCAGACUGAGCCCAGGAGGGAGCACAGGGGGAGAUCUGCAGCCCCUGGGUGAGGCUGGAUCCUCAGGGACAGAGCAGAGAGGCAGUGUGGAUUCAGAGGUGCAGCCUCUGGAUCAGGUUAAUAAAGCAGAGUCAGUGCAAGGGGAGGCAGAGAAUGGCCAGGCAGAUCUGCAGCUCUGUGGGGGUUUCUGGGCUGAAAAGGGAAGGGAAGGGGAAAGAGCUGUUCAGAUUGAGGAGGAUGAGGAAGAAGAUGGGGCACAAGAACAGGGUGAGCAUGGGCUGCCACAGGAGCCUGAGCUUCAUCUGCAGGGAUCAGGGGUCAGGCAGGCAGGGGGAGCUGGUGAAGACAUGCAAGCACAGGAAGAGGCUGAAAUCCCGGACACCCCUGAGCACCAGAGCAGCGGUGCCAACGUGCAGCUGAUUGCAGAGGGGGAGGAGCUCAGACUGAGCCCGGGAGGGAGCACAGAGACAGAUCUGCCGGCCCUGGGUGAGGCUGGAUCGUCAGGGACAGAGCAGGGAGGGGGCGUGGAUUCAGAGGUGCAGCCCCUGGAUCAGGAGGAUAAAGCAGAAUUUCUGGGAAGGGAGGCAGAGGAUGUCCAGGAAGAUAGGAUGUCCCAUGAGGGUCUCAGCCCAGGAGCUCCAAGGGUUUGGGAGGGUGAAAGAGCUGUUCAGCUGGAGGAGGAGGAGGAUGAGGCACAAGGACAGGGUGAGCAUGGGCUGUCACACGAGCCUGUGCUUGGUCUAGGAGGAGCACGAGGCCCACAGGGAGAGGGGGCUGGUGCGGGAGUCCAGCCACAGGAGGAGGCUGAAAGCCUGCACACACUGGAGGCCCAGAGCACUGAUGCUGAUGUGCAGCUCUUCACAGAUCAGCAGAAGGCCAAAUCAGGCUCAGGAGGGAGCACGGAGGCAGAUCUGACACCUCUGGGUGUAGCUGGGAUGUGGGAAGGGCAGCAGAGCCUGACUCUAGGUCUGGAGGCAGGUCUGGGUGCAUUUCCCACUGCAAACCCAUGGGAAGGAGCUGCUGCUGCAGAUGUGCCUGCUCCAGCUGAGGCUGCUUUGUGUCCUGGGCCUGUCACUGCUGCAGAGGGCCCUGGUCUGGAAGCCAAACUGGGAGCAUGCAUUGGUCCUGAGGGGCAGAUUCUGGAGGCACAGGAAUUACUGCAGGGGGAGAGGGCUGCUGCAGAGGGGAAGCCUCACGGUCUGGAGGUGGCACAGGGAGAGAGGCUGGAGGCAGGGGUGAGGACUGGAGUGAAAACUCAGGGUCUAAGACUAAACCAGGGCCAUGAGGAUGCUGUGUUUGCCUCCCUGGUCUCCGAGGUGCCAUUACAGAUCAGCCCCCUAAAGCUGGAAACGAUGAUGCAGGAGGAUGUUCUCAUUCCAGAUGUGUGGCGGCUUUGUGCUCCGGGACAGGCAGCCCAAAGGGAGCUUCAGGAGCAGGUUUCAGCACAGGGACAUGAGGGGAAGCUUCACACGGUGGCCCAACAGCCAGAGGGGGACUCACCACCCACCACGGAACCAGAGCACACGGCUGCUGGACCUGCUGGGCGUCCAAGGGAAGAGGUGCCACCAGCAUCAACACUGCACACCACAGCACAACCAGGAGAUGCUGGGAGGGAUCAGCUGGGGAUGGUCCUCAGAGAGAACUCACUGGGGCAAAGGCAGCUCUUGGGAGAACAGAGCAAACACCUUGGUGUUGGCCAACGAGAGAAUAUGCAAGAGUUUGGUCAGAAAAUGAGCCAGGAAGGCGAGCCCAGCCCAGGAAAGCCAGGGGCUGUGACUGCAGGUGGGGCAGGAGCUGCUCCAGGGGUUUGUCCUAAGGCUCCCCUGGACCCAGAGCACCUCUACAACGUGCUGUUUGUUGGGGACUCCCACGUGGGCAAAACGUCGUUCCUGUACCGUCUGCACGCCGACACCUUCAACCCCCAGCUCAGCGCCACAGUGGGAAUGGAUUAUCACAUCAAAAACCUCGUUGUGGACAACAAGUGCUUUGCUCUCCGCCUGUGGGACUCAGCUGGUCAGGAAAGGUACCGCAGCGUGACCAGGCAGUUCUUCCGCAAGGCGGACGGGGUGGUGCUGAUGUACGACAUCACCUCCGAGCACUCCUUCUCCGACGUGCGCUACUGGCUCGGCUGCGUCCAGGAAGCAGCAGAGGAUGGAGUUGCUGUUCUGCUUCUUGGGAACAAAACCGACUGUGCUGCCCAGAGACAGGUCCCUACAAAGGAGGGUGAAUGCCUGGCCAAGGAGCAUCAGCUCAUGUUCUACGAGUGCAGCGCUGCCUCGGGCCACAACGUCCUCGAGUCCAUGGUCAGCUUCGUCAGGCUGCUCAAAGUUCGUGAAGAUGAAAUGAAAAAUAAGGCAGAAGAGGUACCAGAGGCACCCCAGAAGAAAAAGGGCUGCUGCUGGUGAUGGACAGACUGCACCAACAGCCAGAAAAGCAUAAAAAUAGUCUGUGGACACCUUCUCUUUUCCUGUGUGUCCUCCUUGCCUGAUCUUCCUUGGAUGCUGAGAGCAAAAGCUGCUGUGGGGGACCCCCUGUCAUUCCUCCAGAGCACACCAGCCCUCCAAAAUUCUCCUUGGAGAACUUUAUCACUUUCUUUUGGAGACCAAAAACAGGCCAACAAGAGAGGCAGAAAGGGAACCCAGCUGGGUCUGAGAUGCUGCAGUGAUACUGGAAGCAGCAGAGUGUAAACCCAAGCCUUGGGAUAGAAUAAAUGAAAACCUGAAGCCAUCCAAGUGUAUAAAACAAGGGGGUUUAGUGCUGUUGGUGCUCUGGGCUGUGGGGACUUCUGCUCUGGCUUUGCAAUCUGACUGGAUUUGAUCAGGAACAAUGCGAUAUUCAAUAUAUUCUAAAUGCACUUAAAUCUCUCCAAUGAGACAAGGUAAAAGUAGUUUUUCCCUUCCCUCGUUAAUCCUGCCAGUGAGCAGUGAUGGGGCUUGACAGAAACUACUGAAUAUUUUGCUCAAAAUAAACACAAAAGCCCCAAGAGCAUGUCCAGGAUAAGAAGAAGACAAAUGCUUGCAAGAGGUUUUUUUCUUGUGUUGUCCCCAGUGCAGUACUGAAUUGGUUUUAAAUCCAGCUUGAAACAUCUAAAUAAAUAUGCCACAAUUUCAAGGGGUGUUUUUUAUCUUUUUACAGUUUGAUUGAACUAUAUUUUUGCAGAAAAAAAAAAGACAUACAGUCUAAAUAAAUAAGAAUACAAGUGCUAUAA
Messenger RNA from Prinia subflava (tawny-flanked prinia), 3912 nucleotides. It is a transcript of the gene RAB44, whose product is annotated as RAB44, member RAS oncogene family. The coding region runs from base 173 to 3109 and encodes 978 amino acids. NCBI's taxonomy places the organism in Eukaryota, Metazoa, Chordata, Aves, Passeriformes, Cisticolidae. Gene Ontology annotation, molecular function: calcium ion binding; GTPase activity; GTP binding. The transcript has 6 exons. Gene Ontology annotation, biological process: vesicle-mediated transport. The record is from RefSeq and is a predicted model, not a curated record.